Messenger RNA from Papaver somniferum (opium poppy), 1314 nucleotides. RefSeq names its product putative F-box protein At1g47790. The transcript is spliced from 2 exons. The record is from RefSeq and is a predicted model, not a curated record. Bases 1 to 1314 code for a protein of 437 amino acids. Gene Ontology annotation, molecular function: protein binding. Lineage: Eukaryota; Viridiplantae; Streptophyta; Magnoliopsida; Ranunculales; Papaveraceae.
AUGGAGAAUAAGCAGGAGAUUCUUACUCGUGUUAUUCCUUCCGAUAUCAUAAUUUAUGACAUACUCACAAGACUUCCUGUGGAGAGUUUGGUUCGGUUCAGGUGUGUAUGUAAAAACGGAUCCAACUUAUUCUUCCGUGAUCAAUUAUUCGUUAAUUUACAUUCUCAAAGGCAUAAAAACUCAUCUUCUUCGUCGGGUUUAAUGGAACUCACUGAUGAUUGUCUCGUCUUUACUGAUCACAAUGACAAGAAAAAGAGGGUUAUCAUGCCAACUAUUAUUGGAUACGACAACACUAUUGCUGUUGAAAGUAUUCAAGACUCUUUAAAUGGCUUAUUCAUUUUAUGGUGUUAUAGUCACCAAAAUUUUCCUCCGGAUUUGUCUAGGAGAAGAUAUGAUUUUAAUUACACGUACUAUGUUCAUAAUCCAAUCAUUAAUUAUUUAAUUAUGAUCCCCAAACCAACCGAAGAUGUUGAUAGCUAUGACUUCCGUUUGUGCUAUGACCCGAAAUUAGAUAAAUAUAAAGUGGUGGUUUGUGGAGUCUUUAAGAAGCUAUGGGAGAUCAAAAUCCUCACUCUAGGACAUGGAUUACGAGAGGAACGCAGUGAUGAUGAUUAUACUUGGAAAGAUAUUGUUGUCCCGGUUAUGGAGCGUCUGGUUUUGGAUUCUACUGGUAGGUACUUUUGUCUAAAUGGUUCAUUAUACUGGAUCAUUGAAACUGAUUCGGCUAAACCAUAUAUUAUUGGUCUCGACAUUGUUAGAGAGUUUUUCUUUAAAAUUAAGCUCCCUGAGGAGAUUUCAGCUUCAACGUUGGAAUCUAGUAAUCUGAAUGAGAUGGAUGGAUUAUUAUGUUUAUCGCAUUAUUUCAUCCACACACGUGAAUUAAAGAUAUGGACUUUGAAGAAAGAAGACCACGAGGAUGGAAGUGAAUGGUUGGAGUCGUACAAAGUUGAUAUGAAAAAUAGCAUGAAAAUUGGUCCAGUAACUUACAAGCUGGAGUUACCUUCUCAUUCCCUCAUACACCCAGUAUUCCAUGUCUCUCAACUGAAGAAACACAUUGGUACUCAACUCAUUCCUUCUCGUACUCUGCUAGUGGUGGAUCUUCAUGGUGAUAUCAUUAUGGUUCCUGAAAGAGUGUUGCAGAAGAGGACUGUGCUGAUUGGCAGCAAAUUGAUACGCCAGGUCCUAAUCCAGUGGACCAAUUCAUCACCAGGGAAUGCUACUUGGGAGGCCGUCACCAAUAUCAGAACACGCUAUCCAAGAUUCAUCCUUGAGGACAAGGAUGCUGUUCAGGGGGAGGCAAUGUUGCAUACUUAA